AUGAAUAGCUUUACUGCCGAACAAGCAACAUUUGCUGCAUUGGCGGCGGCCACCACCCUCAUUGCAUUUCGCAUAUACUGGCAUCUCUCACAGGACUCACUCGACCACCAACACCGUGUGGACAAUGCGACGAGAAGUGCAACUACAACCAGAAGGAGAAGAUCUAGCUCGGGGCGACUACUUACAAGAAAGAAAAGUGCUCACAGUAUACCGCCUGGAAAUGACUUUCUGAGUUUAGAUGCUCUGGCUCAACUGACGCGUUGUGAUAAUGUCAAUUUACAAGAGAGUGCACUGCAACUCUUGUUGGAUCGUGCAAUGUCAAAGGAAUACUUGCCACAUAUCGUCAAUGCUUGUCGAAUCGAGAAUGAUGCUGAAACGAGACUAAAGGGCAUUGCCACCGUACAGCAAUUGACUAAAAGUGAACAAAAUCGUAACGAACUGGUCAAGGCUGGGAUUUUGAGAAUUUUGGUCGAUCUGUUAAACAAUCAGGAUAACGAUGAUGAGACCGUCACGCGAUAUGUGCUAGUGGCUUUAUUCAGGAUUGUGUCUAAUAAAGAUACACUCAAGGUCAAGCUCAUCGAAUACAAAGUCCUGGAUCCACUCCUCAAGUUGCUGAAUUCUACUCCGACACAUUCGAAUGAUCUAAAGUAUUGGGCUCUGCUAAUGCUACAUCAGUUCUGUCUGCAAGAGGAACUACACGUGUUUCUUUUGGCCAAGAAAGUCAUUAACAUACUGGCAACAAUGACGAGAUUGACUUUUGGAAACUCAAACAUGCAAAAAUUGUGUUUGCAUUCUCUCGUCCGAUUGAUCUCAAGUCUGGAUAAGACACAUGCUGUCAAUGAGCUUAACGAACUGGUGUCGAUGAAUAUGGUACCGCUGAUAUGUGCUUGUAUACGAAAUGAUGACGUGGAACUCUCAUCAUGGGCAGCCUUUGUUCUCCACGAAUUCGUAACACGAGAUGUUGCAAGAGAAGAAUUUGCUGCAUCAAAAGGGUUGGCUAAAAUAUUGGCUUCCAUGUUGGGAGGUGGUGAUGAGACUUGUAUUCCUCGAGUUACGCUUAGAUCAUUGAAGUGUCUGGGAUUGAGUCAUGAGGACUUCCAGAAUGACAUGUUACGUGCUGGUGUCUUGAAGAAGGUCUUGUCUUGCUUGUCGUCUGCUGAUGAGGAUACAAGAUAUUGGGCGUUGGCCGUUUUACACGACUUGAUUGGGCAUACGGACUGCCAUGAAGACUUUUUGGCAAACAAGGGCCUAGAAAUUUUGAUUGCCAGAGUCCCAUUAGCAACUACACACGAAUCGCUGUAUAUUGCUGAUAUAUUCGUGUGUCUUUGCAGCUCUGUCAAAACGCACGAGUCUCUUGAAUCUUCUGGAAUGACUGAAGCUGUCAUGAUUCUUUCAAGAUCUAGUGAAUUUGAAUUACAAUAUGCUGGAAUUGCCAUAUUAUUAAACAUGUCGACUAUCGGAGAGAAAAUGAUUUUGUCAAUUUUGGAAGCAGGCGGUAUACAGCUUUUGAUUACAACCAUGCUGGAUGUGACCAAAGAGUCGCUUCAUACGAUAUGUGCAAAGACGUUGACUACUAUCAGCAGGAAGAUGCCCUCCUUACGACGUCACAUUAUCUCGGUGGCAAUCAGGCCUCUCAUAACUCGAAUUCUGCUUAUAGGUCCGAAAUGUGUUAUGUUUAUCUUUCGCAAACAUCAAAAGGAGAAUGGUGGGACGGCACGAAGUCCCUUGUUGGAAUCGUUUAUGGCUACAUAUCCAUCAGGCGCUGCAUUCUUUAACGAGGAGCAUUCUGCAUCUACCAUACAACCUGAAUCACCUACAGACUCUAACCCUGCAGAACAACGCGCCAGUCCCACUGAAGAAAUGCAGGAGAUACUUCCCAUCAGAAGACUCUCUGUCGUAAUACCACCGGCACUAUCUGUAUCAAGUGAUUCCCCAGUAUCUCAAUCACCAGAUCGAGCCGCAUUUACACCCAUUGAGGAGUCUGUUGAGGAAUCCGUACCAACUUCUCCAACUCCAACUCCAUCAUCAUCAAAACCUAAUUCAUCCACAAUAUCAGCAGCAGAGUCAGUCGAUGAAUGGAAUUCAACAAUCCAAUGCCUCGCAUCUCACAUAGACUGCCUCUUCGCCUUUCUAACACACAAGAUAUUCGAUGGUAUAGAUCCCAAUGUACAAAACUCGUACUUUUCAGUCUUGGAUGAAGAUCUAGGUGGUGUCGAAGAUGCCAUUGUAUUCCAACUCGAGUCAUUAAUCACCUUGUUGGUUGACAUCAUUGUCGUGUUUGCCAUCAUACCAAACAAUGAAGGCAAGACCGCCAUUAUGAAAUCACCUGUAUCGGCAGCCUCAGUCGCUCGUAGUGAUAAAAGCCAUUUAAGUAGUAGUGUUGGAAGCAAAGCUGAGACGGCUAAAAGUUCUGUUGUAUCGUCGCCUCGAGGAUCACCUAUUGAACCAACACCACGAUCAUUAGCUGUGGUGUCACCUACCUUAUCGAAUAGCCCUGUGUCUGCAGCUGCAUCGGCCACUUCGUCUCCUUCGCCGACUGGAUAUCAAGCACCUAGUAAAUCUGUAGCUGAAGCAUCUGCAUCUGAUGGUGAUCUUCAGUCUCAGUAUCUGACGCGGCUGACGCAGAAUGCAGCUGGACUGCUUGGAACGUUGGCUAAAUAUCCAACUGCACAAAAAAUAUUUGCAAAGGAAAAAGUAGCACAUUUAUUGUUACAAGCACUUGAGAUACAUAUGGAUCAAGAUUAUGUGGCUGCUAUAUCGGAUUGUGCAGUAUUGGGAGGUGUAGUCUCAAAAUCAAUGAUACUCGAGCACGCCGCAACAUUCAACACCAUCCUCCGAAACCUGAAAAAUCCAGACACAAGUCCACACUGCCAUUUCUUUAGUCUCCGACUAUUUGAACAAAUAUCAGACUGGACAAUCCCACCGCCACUGUCAUACACUCUUCCAAUCUCCAUAAUAGCCGAAUCAACACCUUACUUGACUACAGCGAGCUAUGGACGUGAUGUCUGGAAUCAUAGCUGGACGUUUGAAAGUCUGAGAGCGAGGUUUGGAUGUCAUGCGUCUAAUAAGGCUGCUGUGGUUGAUAAAGUUGUGUAUGAGGUUGUGUUGAGGACUGAAGGGAUUAUACAGAUUGGAUGGGCUAGUGAGGAUUGUGUUUGUGACCCGGAAGGAGGGACUGGAAUUGGAGAUGACGAGCAUUCUUAUGCGUUUGAUGGCUUUCGACGAAAGAAAUGGCAUGGUGCUGAUCCUAAAGAUAACGCCUAUGGUGAUGCAUGGGCAUCAGGAGACAUCAUCACCUCACUCCUUGACCUAACAACACGAGAAAUUCGAUACUGGAGAAAUGGAAUAGAUAUGGGAGUUGCAUUUGAGAAUGUCGAUACUGAUGUGACGUGGUAUCCUGCUAUUUCACUUUCAUCACAGCAAGGAUGUUUGUUGUAUUUUGGUGGCGCUUUGGAUAAGAUAACGUAUCUGCCUGAAGGCUUCACACCCAUUGCUCGGGUCUCUGAAUGGAAACCGUCUUCUCGAUCUUUGUCGCACGAAGAGGAUGAAACGAGAGCACGGUCCUUGAAUCAGACUCAAUCUAAGCAGUCUGUAUACGAAUUAGCGCCCGAGAGUUUGGACGACGUGGCAGAACCUCAAACACCUCCUCUCUCCGCAUUGGGUCUAGCCAAGAGCGAAACACCUGUUUCAAGCACUUUUUCUCUACAGCAUUUAAGAAUUGUGAUUGAUUACAAUCGAGAUGCAGAUUUCAUGCGCCCAUUCAGACAAGUAGGAUUCAUCGCAACAACAUCAUGUCACAAAUACGUCCUGGAAAUCGACGCAUCAGAAACCCGUAUCGUGACAUGUGAAUUCGACAUUGAGGGAGUGUAUACAGAGGAUGAAGUCACUGUGCUAAGUAGUGUGCCGAGAUGUGUGCUUCCUGGUGAUGUGGUUGGGUUUAGGGGAGGUGGGGACGAGGUAGUGCAGUUUGUGGUUAAUGGUGCUGACUUUGGUCCACCAAUUCGAGUGGAGAAGGAUACUCAUCUGCCGUACAUUUCGCAUAUAUCUGCAUAUCGAUUGUUAAUAGUUUAA
Synchytrium microbalum is the source of this 4071-nucleotide messenger RNA. RefSeq lists its product as uncharacterized. Gene Ontology annotation, cellular component: cytoplasm. The transcript has 24 exons. The record is from RefSeq and is a predicted model, not a curated record. The coding region runs from base 1 to 4071 and encodes 1356 amino acids. Lineage: Eukaryota; Fungi; Chytridiomycota; Chytridiomycetes; Synchytriales; Synchytriaceae. Gene Ontology annotation, molecular function: protein binding; ubiquitin-protein transferase activity.